AUGGCUUCUUCUUCUAACUCAAAAACAGGCUUCCAUGCUCGCCCUAACAGUUUUCCCUCUAGACCAAACCCAGUCAUCUCCCUGCUUGACGAUCAUUUGUGCAGAUUGAGGGCUUCUGAAGAUGCCUCUACCUCAUCAUCCUUCGGCGGCAAAUUAAGUAGCCUUCAGGAUUUGCAUGAUUGUAUCAGCAAGGUACUUCUUUUACAACUCAUCCAACAAGCCAUGGCCCAAGAGAAUAAUGAGAAAUGGGUUGAUGAGCUAUUAGAUGGAUCUCUUCAGGUCCUGGAUUUGUGUAAUUCUGCGAAGGAUGCCUUGUUGCAAACAAAAGAAUGCUUACAUGGACUUCAAUUGAUUUUACGCAGGAGAGGUUGUGGUGAAAUUGAUCAGACAAGUGAGGUUAAGAAAUAUUUAACCUCCAGGAAGGUUGUGAAAAAGGGCAAUUCACAAGGCCUUGAAGAGGUUCAAGCAACAUCUCUCAAUGUCUUUGAAUCCUUGCUCUCUUUCAUCUCUGGACCAAAGACGAAGUCUGCAGGUUGGUCAUUAGUCUCCAAGCUGGUGCACCCCAAAAAGGUACCAUCUGCAGAAGAAGAAACUGGUAUAAAUGAAUUCGCUGAAGUGGAUGCUGCAUUGCUAUCUCUGGUAGAUCACAACACAUGCAAAUCUGAUAGCAUCAAGGGUGUGCAAAGCCAACUGGAGAACUUAGAGUUGUGCAUUCAAGAUCUUGAAGAAGUUCUAGAGGGCCUCAUCAGCCAUUUGAUCGAAGCUAGAGUCUCCCUUCUAAACAUCCUAAAUCACUAA
Messenger RNA from Dovyalis caffra, 798 nucleotides. The record is from the annotation of a GenBank genome assembly. Lineage: Eukaryota; Viridiplantae; Streptophyta; Magnoliopsida; Malpighiales; Salicaceae.